CGCCCUCUCACCAGCUGCCUCCGGGUUCUUUGAAGAUGGCGAAGGUCUCUGAGCUUUACGAUGUCACUUGGGAAGAAAUGCGAGAUAAAAUGAGAAAAUGGAGAGAAGAAAAUUCCCGAAAUAGUGAACAAAUUGUAGAAGUUGGAGAAGAGUUAAUUAAUGAAUAUGCCUCUAAGCUUGGAGAUGACAUUUGGAUCAUAUAUGAACAAGUGAUGAUUGCGGCCCUCGAUUAUGGUCGGGAUGACUUGGCAUUGCACAGUGUAACAAAUAUGUCCAAAUAUAAAAUGAGUUCUGUUGAUUUGUGUAAGUGUUGCACAACUAUAAAAGAGAUAUAUGAUGAUGCUGUACAACUCUAUGACCGAAUUUUACAAGAAGAUCCAACUAAUACUGCUGCAAGAAAGCGUAAGAUUGCCAUUCGAAAAGCCCAGGGGAAAAAUGUGGAGGCUAUUCGGGAGCUGAAUGAGUAUCUGGAACAAUUUGUUAGAGACCAAGAAGCCUGGCAUGAACUUGCAGAACUGUAUAUCAACGAGCAUGACUAUGCAAAAGCAGCCUUUUGUUUAGAGGAGCUUAUGAUGACUAAUCCACAUAACCACUUGUACUGUCAGCAGUAUGCAGAAGUUAAAUAUACUCAAGGUGGACUUGAAAACCUCGAACUUUCAAGAAAGUACUUUGCACAGUCAUUGAAACUAAACAACAGAAACAUGAGAGCUCUGUUUGGCCUUUACAUGUCUGCAAGUCAUAUUGCUUCUAAUCCAAAAGCAAGCGCAAAAACGAAAAAGGACAACAUGAAAUAUGCUAGUUGGGCAGCUAGUCAAAUAAACAGAGCUUACCAGUUUGCAGGUCGAAGUAAGAAAGAAACCAAAUACUCUCUGAAGGCCGUUGAGGACAUGUUGGAAACCCUGCAGAUCACCCAGUCUUGAGGUCUCAAGAACGCUGUGCCCCGGAUUGCACAACUGCACAACUGGCCUGUGACGUAGUGACAAAAUGCCCAGUGCUAUUUAUACUCAUGUUCUGUUAAGAGGCAGUUGUAAAGAAUGUGUUUAUAUCAACCUAAAAAUGCCUUUUUUUACUAAGCAAAAAGGUGGAGAAAAUACACAAAAGAGCAAUUUAAGACGACUCUUAAUGAUUGUAUAUCAUUUUCUUCAUAUCAACUUAUAAAUACAUAUAUAACUGCUUUUAGACCACAUCUGAUGGACAAGUAACCUUGUUAAAUAAACCAUGGUGAUUUAUUAAACUUA
Echinops telfairi (small Madagascar hedgehog) is the source of this 1238-nucleotide messenger RNA. RefSeq names its product ER membrane protein complex subunit 2 (gene EMC2). Gene Ontology annotation, cellular component: EMC complex. Lineage: Eukaryota; Metazoa; Chordata; Mammalia; Afrosoricida; Tenrecidae. Gene Ontology annotation, molecular function: protein binding. Bases 36 to 920 code for a protein of 294 amino acids. Gene Ontology annotation, biological process: protein folding in endoplasmic reticulum. The record is from RefSeq and is a predicted model, not a curated record. The transcript is spliced from 11 exons.